GUGGCCACAUUCACAUCCUCAGUGUGUUUGUGGGAGUGCGAGAAGGUGGACGCCUGGCAGUGCGGUCGCAGCAACCCUGGCUCAGUUGCCUCAUUCUCUAAUACCUGGGCGCGACACAUGUGGCCGAGUUCGAAGGUGUGGAGAAGGCUGUGACAACAUGGUGGCAGGUGCGCGUGCUGCCAGCGCACGGCUCGCGGCGCCGCCAAAGUGGUGAGCUUCGCCCUCCGGCCGGCGAUGGUCGCAGUGAGGGUCCUUGUGGCGCGGCAGUGGUGUGGGCGUGAGACGAUGAUGGGCGGGGCGGUGCGUGUGCCCCUGUCCUCACGCACGCUCGUGGGCUGUACGGUGGCGGCGGCGGCCUUCCUGCUGCUCACACUCCGCCUAUUUGCAGGUGCCAAGCCGCCCCCGAGCCUUCCCGCCGUCGUGGCCGACUACGGCGACCACUUCGCCAUCGACGCCGUGAUGGGCGCGGAGGGCGGGCUGGGCGAGGUGGGCUGGCGGGCGGCGGCGUGCCUCCCGCAGGUGGGGACGCCGCCCUUCCCCGUCAGGCUGCCCAAGUUCUCUCCUUCGGCGGCCUCCAAGAACGUCUUCUUCCUCGAGACGACCUGCUCCUCGGCCGUCAACGCCAAGAUGGCGUGCGCGGUGGAGAGCGUGGCGGUGCACCACCACGACCACCAGGUCCACUUGGCCCUCACCUCCACCCACGUGGGCGGCACGGACUCCAUCAUCCAGGCCCUCGCCGCGUACCACAACAUCCGCAUCUCCACCCUCGACGUGGACGACGUGCUGGGCAGCAGCGGCCGCCUCGGCAAGUGGCUGCGGGAGAUGGAAUGGGCGCGCGGCACAGAUUGGGCGGCCAUUAAUCUGUCGGACGCGCUGAGGCUGGGCGUCGUGUGCUCGGUGGGCGGGACCUACCUGGACCUCGACAUGUGGACGGUGGCGUCUCUGCCGCCCAGCGACGUCUGGAUCGGCCGCGAGCGCUGGGACCAGCUCUCCAACGGCGCCUUCCGGAUCCCGAAGGACCACUGGUUGUGCAAGGACGCGACCAUAGAGCUCACAGAAAACUUCAAGGGCAAUGUGUGGGGUCACAACGGUCCCGGGGUCUUCCAGAGGGUCGUCAAGAACAACUGCAAAGUCGACAACCUGACAGAUUUUCACCAGUGCAAAGACCUUGUUAUUCUGGCCCCCGCCACCUUCUACCCUCUCCACUGGAAGCGCUGGGAAGAGCUGUUCGUCUCCGGUGGAAGCACCACUUGGACGUGGCCCCACGACACCGUCGGAAUCCACCUGUGGAACAAGUUCAGCCGAGGGGCCCCCCUGCACCCGGGAGACGGCUCGGUCGUGGACAGGACUUCCAAGAGGCACUGCCCGAAGGUGUAUGCUACUGUGAGACAGAUCCGGAAACUCAAGGACCACUUGCAGAAGAAGAAGACGAGGAACGGCGCCGCGAAGCGAGGGCAGGGCGUGUGAGCGCGGGCGGCGGCGGGGUCGAAGUGCUUUUGUGUUGAUGUCACGGACUUUCCAGCAGAGUACGACAAAGAACUUGUUGACAUUUAAAAAGAACAAAAGAAAGAAAAGUAAUUCGAAUUAUCUCCGGUUGGAAAGCUUUAUUCUCCACAGAAAUAAUCAUCAUAAGACACUGCGGAUUGGCAAUCAAAGUCUGGAUGGGUUUAUCCUUUAAUCAUUUUUCUCUUAUGCAGCGAACUUGCAACGCAAGUCAAACUAAGUGAUGGAUUUUUAUAUUUCUCGCUCACUAGCGGGCUAGUGGCGUAAGUUCCCAUAUUGUUAAUAAUUGGUUCCAUAUCAUGUCAAAAGUGAAGGCCAGUCUUAAUGGAAAAGGAAUGAGAUAUAUCUAUUUUGAUUGAUACUACGUAAAGAGGGAUAUUUUCAGAAAACAAACUUCAGUCCCAAGGUUUCCUAUAAGCAUCAUGACGAACUGCAACCGGUGUUAUUAUUUGUUCGUUGGAAGACGAACUUGCAGUCAUGGAAAUCGUCUUCAAAGUGAUACCAUAACCUCAAGUAUUCUCUCAGUGACAAUCUAUCAUGCACAUCUUAUUGUUCAUCUAAUGAUCACUGACAUUUCCCCUGACAAGUGUCAAGAAACUGUUUAUAAAGUAAGAUAUUUUAUAUUUCUUGUGGUAUUAUUUAUAUUCAAGAUUCGAGCUGUGAGUGAAAAUGAGCGGAAAUAUGACAAAUUAUUGGAGUUAAACUAAUUCGAACAUGCAACAAAGUGCGAAUAUCGUAUGAACCGCACGUUCUAGUGAUCUGUGAACCGGAGUCAAAAAUGAAUGAAACGGCAUUCAACUUUAUACCUGAAACGCAUUUACGUUGUCUUUUCUUUAUUCCUAACCCUCUGAAGUACCAGGUCGCAGCCUCCACGUUCUCGUAUCAAUGGGGGUCUUCAUAAACGCUGUCGCAUGGAAGAAAUAAUGAUUUACUCCAUUUGCAAGUGCAAGAACUUGGCAUUAAGAACAGAUCAGUAUAAAUGUAUUUAUCAUUUCAGGACUGUCAUUAUUCGCGUUUUCGAAAAGCUAC
Penaeus indicus is the source of this 2532-nucleotide messenger RNA. RefSeq names its product lactosylceramide 4-alpha-galactosyltransferase-like. The coding region runs from base 235 to 1467 and encodes 410 amino acids. Lineage: Eukaryota; Metazoa; Arthropoda; Malacostraca; Decapoda; Penaeidae. The transcript has 8 exons. Gene Ontology annotation, molecular function: hexosyltransferase activity. The record is from RefSeq and is a predicted model, not a curated record. Gene Ontology annotation, biological process: glycosphingolipid biosynthetic process.